GCAACACACAGCUUAUCAGUUCCCAGUCCUGUUAUGUCCUAAAACGGCAUUCCAGCCCUCUCUCUGCCACUGUUCGGGUCAGUGAGUUGACCAGCCUGCUAGAAAAUAGGAUUUUCUUCAAAGGGACCCGUGGGCUGACUAUGCCCCGCCCCUUCAUCAUAUGGGCACCGACGUCAGCGCGUAGCAUGAUCUCCGCUGUUCCUUCCGCAGAGUCUCCAUCUCCAGCCGGUUUAAUCACCGUGAACUCCACACGGACAGAGCCCAGGGUUUAGCAGCAAAAACACCGCCUUAUCAGCAGAUCAACGUCGGACAUGGAAGCAGCCUCCUCUUCCAGUCAGUGCAGUUACAGUUAUGAACAGUACAAUGAGACUGCAGACUGGUUGAUGACACAAACAGAGAAGCGUCCUAAAGUGGCCAUCAUCUGUGGUUCGGGCCUUGGGGGUCUGGCCGAACUGCUAGAUGACAAGAUCAUAUUCCCGUACAAAGAUAUUCCACGUUUCCCCACCAGCACUGUGCAGGGCCAUGCAGGUCAGUUGGUGUUUGGGAAGCUGCAGGGCUGUGAGUGUGUCUGCAUGCAGGGGCGAUUCCACUUCUAUGAGGGCUACAACAUUCACACGGUGACAUACCCGGUGAGAGUUUUCUUCCUGCUGGGCGUGGAAAUUCUGAUUGUGACAAAUGCUGCAGGCGGACUCAAUGAUAGUUACAGUGUGGGAGACAUCAUGCUCAUCAAGGAUCAUAUCAACAUGCCUGGCUUUGCCGGUCAAAACCCUCUGUGUGGGCACAAUGAAAAGAGGUUUGGACAGCGUUUCCCUUGCAUGUCUGAUGCAUAUGACAGAGAGCUGAGGGUCCUGGCCAGGCAAGCAGCGGAGAAGCAGGGCUGCGACAGCUUCCUCCAGGAAGGUGUUUACUGCAUGCUGGCCGGACCAACAUACGAAACCAUUGCCGAGUGCAGAGCUCUGCAGAAGCUUGGGGCUGAUGCUGUGGGUAUGAGCACUGUUCCUGAGGUGGUGGUGGCUCGUCACUGCGGGCUGCGUGUUUUGGGUCUGUCCCUUAUUACCAAUAAGGUUGUGACAGAUUACGACAGUACCGAAAGGGCAAACCACACGGAGGUGCUGAGGACUACCGAGAAACGAGCCAAGGAUCUUCAGAGGCUUGUUAGAGACCUCGUCUCUAAGCUGUAAUAUUUUCCUAUCUGAGAUAUGUUUAAACUUAAAAAACAACACUGUUGUUUCUUUGGUGGUGGGACAAAUGUAGCUUUGAUCAAAAGGUGGAAAGUGUGUGCAAACAUGUCUUUAUGGUCUUCAAAAAUACAGUAGGUUUUGACAUAUUAUAGGAUAACGUCAUGGGCUUGAACAGUUUAAAGCUUGCAAAUAUAAAAAGAAGCACUAAAACAAUGAAACUACUAGGGCCUAGUUUACAACUUGUCUUAAAAAUGUUCUGGCCAACAAUUGUUUUAAUAUAUAUAUAUAUACAGUAUAUUGACAUCAGCUUUGGCAGAUCUGACUCCAAAUCAGUUGUUAAUGAUGCUGCUAAUCAGAAUUUUCUCUAAGACACUUUAAUUGUAAGUUGGUACAAAUCCAUGCUUUAAUCUUAUUCUACAUGAUUGUAAAACAUCUCAAAAAGAGGUACUUCCUAUCAAAUGUUAUAGGCUUUACAACAAUAAUAUAUGUUUUUAGCACCAGAGUUGAUGAUGGAAACAGAGAGAACGGGUGCCAAGCAAGCACUGACCCACGAUUAGCACUGGAACCAGUUUGGUAUGAAAGCCAUAAGAACAUGAAGAAAAUAAAAUAAAAUAAAAAGGUUCAGUCUGAUUUACUUAGAAACUUUAGUACCUACUGAGACAUUCUGAGGAAGCCUUUCACCUGAAGAAAAUGUUAUGUUUUGCUAAGCUCAAGGAAACACAUCACAGACUUGUUACAUUGGUGCAACUGAUAAAAGGGUUGGUUCUUUGAUUUUUGAAAAAUACUUUUAAAUUGUUUUUAUCUUUAAUUGGAUGCCCAUGGAACACAAAAUAAGUCAGAAUCGAAAGUACAUGUUGUUGUACAGUGGAAAAGCUUCUCGUCAGUGAUCCUAUAAAUCAGCAAAUAAUAAAAAGAAUUAAUAUAAUAAACAAUGAAUCACUGACAUGAAAAACUACUCUAGACCACUAAUAUUUACAUAUGAGGAGGUAGAGGUGCCCGGUUCCAUUUUAUUUGCACACUAAGCAACGACAGAGCUGUAACCACUGGGAGCAGUUAUAAUCCCUGGACCUGCAGUUUUCAAUCUGCUCUGAGCUGCCUCGGAAACACUUGCCAGCUUUCCUUGACCGUCACAUUCAUUAGAGCUGAAAAGGGCAAAAAUAUCCAGAAUCAGCAGUCAACCUCUUAGACCAUUUGGAUCAGGCAGAACACCAGGAUGUUAAUGGUAGUCUUAAAGAGAAAUUACACUCCAGAGGAAACAAACAACUUGUCCUUCAUCAUGAGGAAACAUUUUUCUCUGACAGGGCUACACAUACAUAGAACUCACAAGGGUGUUAUUUUCUGUAUAUAUAAACUGGUAUGACUCACAGUUUGGAACUGUUUUUGUCUGAUUUUUAUGUUCUUCCUCAUUUUUGUACCAAUGCUGUUUUGUGCAUUUGUUUUAACCCUACUUGCUGUAUCUACGACUCAGGUUUAAAACCAGUUCACUUAAAAAAAUAACGUGCACAAUGAAAUAAUUUGCUGCUUUCAAAUAAACUACCUUGCAGAACA
This is a messenger RNA of Girardinichthys multiradiatus, 2729 nucleotides long. RefSeq names its product purine nucleoside phosphorylase 6 (gene pnp6). The transcript is spliced from 7 exons. Bases 312 to 1181 code for a protein of 289 amino acids. Gene Ontology annotation, biological process: nucleoside metabolic process. Gene Ontology annotation, molecular function: purine-nucleoside phosphorylase activity. The record is from RefSeq and is a predicted model, not a curated record. Gene Ontology annotation, cellular component: cytoplasm. Lineage: Eukaryota; Metazoa; Chordata; Actinopteri; Cyprinodontiformes; Goodeidae.